Aspergillus alliaceus is the source of this 1774-nucleotide messenger RNA. Its product is annotated as ankyrin repeat-containing domain protein. Gene Ontology annotation, biological process: regulation of DNA-templated transcription. The transcript is spliced from 3 exons. Lineage: Eukaryota; Fungi; Ascomycota; Eurotiomycetes; Eurotiales; Aspergillaceae. The coding region runs from base 221 to 1150 and encodes 309 amino acids. Gene Ontology annotation, molecular function: DNA-binding transcription factor activity; protein binding. The record is from RefSeq and is a predicted model, not a curated record.
UCAGAGUCAGCCUGAAUCCUUCAGUUGUUUAUUGAACAGAUUGAAUGAACAUAAAUAUGGCACCAACUCCAUCCUCACCCACCCGCCCACUGACUCUUUUACUACUUACGACUAAUGAUACCACGACAACUGGGAUAUAACAUCAGUACCAUUCAUAGGCGAUAAAACUGAUCCUUUGCAUAUUAUAUUCUUGCAAGACUACUCAGCAACGCUCGGCAGAAUGCUGUGCAGUUCAUGUGGUUCACCAGCAACGACACAAGAUUCCAGCAUCCCUAGAGCAAAUACGACGGUGGCGGAUCGCCGUCGUGAGCAGAAUCGCCUGGCCCAACAACGUUUCCGACAGAAAAAUCGAGGACGUAGAGCCUCACCCGCGCAAGAUCAAUCGAAUCCACAAACCAGCGCCUCAAAUGCCCUUGACGACAUCAAUCCAAUAGCCCCCAGCGCAUUGACGCCAGUCACACCACCUAGCAUAAUCUGUUCGAGUCGGAGGCAGUCCUCGAUAAGCCGUUUCGAGGACAGUCGAGGAGACAGUGUGAUUGAUGAUUUCUUUCUGGAUCCUAACGCCAACUGCGGGACGAACAAAGAUAUUACGCCCGACUUCUGGACAUCGACACUGAAAGGGACGGCUCCCUUUGCUGCUGCUACUACUCCCCUUGCCCUCCCUUCGGAGCUGAGAGACUGUCAAGAACGUCAUACAACAAGGAACCCGAGUGAUCCUGUCGAUAACAACGAAAGUGGCAGAGCGCGAGCAGGACAGACUGUGCUUCAUCGAGCAGUGCAGACGGGGAAUAGCAAAGUCGUCCGCCUUUUACUCGAGCAUAACGCAGAUUGCAACUCGAAGGAUAACGCUGGUCUUACACCUCUGUUGUGCGCGGUAAUUGGGGGCCAUGAAGAAAUAUUAGAGCUAUUGCUAUCGCACGGGGCCGGUAUGGGCCAUGUUGAUAAUGCUCAUUGGUCGGCCCUUCAUUGGGCUGUGUUCCAUAAUCGUCAUAGGAUACUGGAACGGCUUCUGAGCUGCUGCGGUGGGGACUCUUCGUUGCUCAACAUACGAAACAAGGAUGGAGAAACACCACUAUCAGUUGCGGUUGGUGCUGGAAGUGAGGUGGCUGUGAAGCUGUUGCUAGAAUUUGGGGCCACGGUCAACCUAUAGUGAGUAUUUAGAUCUCCGCGUAUAAAAGUCACCACCAUAAUCGCAAAUAAAUUAGCACAUAUCAUCUUUUGCCCCCAAGCCUAAAAUCGAUUCUUCGUUCUUUCAUUCUAUCAGUGCGUCCUACCCACCUCUCUGGACGGAAAGUACUGACACCCCGGCCGUAUACGUCCUCAUCUCGUCCUCCGACGGCGGCGUUCAUACAGAUUGUUCAUCCGGGCGGGAUGUACAAUCCUGAUAGCUCAAUCUUAGUCUGAUCCAUGACUCGAGGCAUAGCGAAUCCCACACCAGCUUGUAACCGCAAUGCCUCGUUGAUUGUUGCCUUGAAAAGUGGGAGCUGAACGGCCGGAAAAUCGGAUAAUUUCCCGCUCUCCACGGCUUGGUCAACCACCUUCCGAAGCUCUUUAUAUAUGUUAGAAGCAUUUUUGCAAGGUAAUAGAAGUAAGAUUGCUUUCAGCUUAAUCAUUGUGGUUGCGUCUGCGCCUGCUGCCCUACCGAAAGGGGUGUAGCAGCAGAUUUUAAUAAUAUGCGUGAUUUAUGUAACGUAUUUCCCGGGUCAUCCGGCCACCCGGCCACCCGGCCACUGUAGAAUAACUGGUAAGAUAUUCGUAUGAAACGAUAUCAAAA